AUUUUCUUAUUACGAAUUCGCUUCUAGUAUCCAAAGCGGACCCGAGACGACGCCUGCCCAAGGUCCAAGUUCAAGCUCAGUUCAUUUGAUUCACGUAAGCCAGUUUGCCAUGGCUACUGAAGGGGAUCCCACAGACCUUAUUAAAGUGCUUCACCUCUUGGUGAUCUCUUUCACUUGGGGGAUGCAGGUGUGGGUAUCUUUCAUAGGGGGCUUUGUAUUGGUGUCUCAGGUAACACGACACACCUUUGGCCUAGUGCAGAGUAAGUUAUUCCCUGUCUAUUUCUUCUGUCUUCUGGGAGGCAGCUUUGUAAACCUAGCAGUAUAUGCAGUGUACCACCCCAGAGAACUACUGGACUGGCAUGAAGGGGUACAGAUGGCAUUUUAUUUUGUGGCUUUGAUCAUGGCUGGUAUGAACGCACACUGGUUCGGCCCAGAUGCUACAGUGGCCAUGUUUGAGAUGCAGGCCAUCGAGCAGGAACACGGCCUAGGGAACGAUAUUGGCCUGAGCGCCAAUAAGGAAGGCUACACCAAGCUACGUGAGCAGGAUCCCAAGUACCAAGCCCUCAGAAAGACUUUCUUUCGCUUCCAUGGCCUCUCAAACCUCUGCAAUUUGGUCGGCUUCGUCUGUACUACUACCAACUUGGUGUAUUUGGCGCUGCACCUCCAGACCAUAUGAACCAAAGAUUCUAGAACAGAGCUCUGUUCUAGAAUCUUUGAUAUGAACCCUCGUGUUUUUCAAUCGGAAUAGUUUAAUCAGAAUGACAAAAAAAACUUUUCAUGUUAACGUGGCUACAGAUCUCCUUCUACCCCCGUUCAAACAAUCCUUGAGAUGUGAACUUCUGAGUGGUAAUCAAUUGGCUGUGAAUGAACACAGUCAUAGCUGGUGUAUUUGAAGCUGCAAAAAUGUACUGCUGUAAAAAAAAAGAAACCCAGUGAAGUGAGCAUGUAUCUUUUAUCUUCAUGAUAAAGCCAUUAAGUUUCUCAUAAUAUUUUUCUAUUUCCUAUAUUUUGAAGUUUUGUACAUCAUAAGCAUGUAUACAUGUUAUAGGCUACUUGAGAUUGAUCCUGAAACUAAUCUUUGACUAAUACAUCCUAUUAUGGAUUCCUCAUGAGUAACACAAGUCAGUGUCAAGAUGAGUUGUUAAGGUUUUUUUUGCAAUAAAAUAUUAACAAAUAUG
This is a messenger RNA of Alosa sapidissima (American shad), 1178 nucleotides long. It is a transcript of the gene tmem205, whose product is annotated as transmembrane protein 205. The transcript has 4 exons. NCBI's taxonomy places the organism in Eukaryota, Metazoa, Chordata, Actinopteri, Clupeiformes, Clupeidae. The record is from RefSeq and is a predicted model, not a curated record. The coding region runs from base 110 to 676 and encodes 188 amino acids.